GCCAAGCCUGAUCCGAAACGUUCGAUUUUUAAAAUCCAUAGAUUUCGUUUAUUUUAGUGUUAUGUGCCAGUGAUAUUAGACUGAUAUUAAUCUGUGUACCAAAGAAUAUUUAUUAGCUGUGAUAUAAUUUAUGACAUCAAAGAUGAUAGAUAAUUGUGCAUUGUGCAGUGGAUGUUCGAAGGCGCCAAGGAUGAAAAUUAAUUAUCCUUUUCCUAAAAGGCUAUUGGUGGCUGUAUCCAUAAUAGUAAUAAUAGCCAUGUGUAUUACAACGGCCGAAGCGCGUUCCGUGGAACACAGGUGGCGGCAUCACAAACGGCAGCCAGAUAUGGCACAACUUACCAAAGAGACGCUGAAAAGACCAAAAAAUCCCACAGUAGAGAGCUAUAAGAACGCAACGAGGAAAAUUAAACACAAACUAAGAAAUACGAAGCGGUUUUUCGACCAAGACAGGAAGUUGCUGAACGAAACGCGGGACUACAGGGAUGGGAUGCCGGGUUGGCUGCCAACAGUCAACUUUGUGGACAUACACUUCCAUGACUAUAGAAUGACGAGGAAACCGGGGAGCUCGAUCUCAGAGAGAAAGUUCACCUAUCUGAUGCCGAAGCUGUACAAGACCCUGCGUGAAUACGAAUUACUAUUUAGAAGACUACGCAACGUCCAAGUAGACCUAUCCGACGACCCGUUCAACAACUACGUUGCUUUACGGGAGAAGAUCCUUGAAAAUACGAUAAACAGACUCCGUAGCACAAUGGCGGAAAUAACUGAGAACAUGGUGGCUGUGAACAUGCCAGAACCGUCGUUUGACAAAACCAAGAUCAAACUCGAAACAUUGGAGAUGAAAGUUGACGCGACGCAAUGUCUCAAGAACGAUUAUAUUGCGUUGAGAGGUUACGGAAACUUACUGAAUAACUGGUAUUCGGAGUUCAGAUGUCCGCUCAGUAAGAAUGACAAGAAAUGCUCUGCAUAUCACGCGAAACUGCGAGUGAAGAAAGGCAACAAACGGCCUAAAAAUAGAAUGACAAAUUAGGUAGGUAUUUGCUCUAUGACGUUUACUGAGUUUCUCGAUUUUCGUUGUUUAAGUAUUGGGUACUCGCUCUGUGAUAUUUAGUAUUCUCUAGUUAGUGAUUUUAAUUUAUUGACUAAGAUAAGUAUGUUAGUUCCUUUUCUAUCUGUUUUGUCUGUCCUUAUUUAUUUUUCUUUGUGAAUUUCACAAAUAUCUCAACUAGUAUUACUAGAUGGCUGAUAAGCCUUUUUAGAAAAGACUUUUAGACCUAUUCAUGAAUGUACCGCGCGAAUAGCUUGUAAUUGUGUACGUCUGAAAAUUGCAUAUAUGACAAAACAUUCACCUAUUUACGGUGUUUAUGAAUAAGAUAUAGUAAUAAGGUGCUUAUUUUAGUAGCGACGUUUUAGUAUAGGCACUUUAGUAAAAUAAAAUAUUUUGAGGAAAAGUUCGCGCAUGUUUUAGUUUGCCUAGAAGACAAAAAAAACCUACUCUUCCGAGUAUCUUCUGCUAAGUGCCACUGACUUUAUCAGCUACACACAAAUAUUGUUAAUAUUGUCAUCCCAAAUCUGUGUAAAUGAUAUACAUGUGAUGUUAAAAUACAUUUAUAUUUCUUUAUAUAAUAUUCUUUGAUAUCCGUUAUGUUGAUGAUAUGUGUAAGUACCA
Messenger RNA from Pieris brassicae (large cabbage white), 1666 nucleotides. RefSeq lists its product as uncharacterized. The record is from RefSeq and is a predicted model, not a curated record. The transcript is spliced from 3 exons. The coding region runs from base 131 to 1027 and encodes 298 amino acids. Lineage: Eukaryota; Metazoa; Arthropoda; Insecta; Lepidoptera; Pieridae.